This is a messenger RNA of Lodderomyces oxycetoniae, 1329 nucleotides long. It is a transcript of the gene CDC12, whose product is annotated as septin. Gene Ontology annotation, cellular component: septin ring; cell division site; septin complex. The transcript is spliced from 3 exons. Gene Ontology annotation, molecular function: GTPase activity; molecular adaptor activity; GTP binding. The record is from RefSeq and is a predicted model, not a curated record. Gene Ontology annotation, biological process: intracellular protein localization; cytoskeleton-dependent cytokinesis. NCBI's taxonomy places the organism in Eukaryota, Fungi, Ascomycota, Pichiomycetes, Serinales, Debaryomycetaceae. The coding region runs from base 1 to 1329 and encodes 442 amino acids.
AUGCCAGAACCAGUAGGUGUAGCAAGUUUGCCUGAUCAACGUCUAUCGAAAAGAGCACAAUCGAGUAGUAAACUGUCGAACAGAGCACUGUCGAACAGAGCACAAUCGAGCAGAGCGAGAUUAUUAGGCGCAGCUAGUCAGUACAAGAUUGUUUCCAAAGAAGGUGCUACGUUCACCAUAAUGGUAGCGGGUGAAAGCGGGUUGGGCAAAACAACUUUUAUCAACACAUUGUUUCAAACAUCCCUAAAGGCCCAUCCCGAUCCUCACCAAAGGCACAACAAGUUUACCUCGUCGCAUCAAACUGUCGAAAUCGAUAUAGUCAGAGCCAUCUUGGAAGAGAAAAAUUUCAAGAUUAGAUUAAAUAUUAUCGAUACUCCGGGAUUCGGUAAUAACGUAAAUAAUCACGAUUCAUGGGUCCCAAUUAUUGAUUUUAUUGACGAUCAGCACGAGUCGUAUAUGAAACAAGAACAACAACCAUAUAGAGCUUCCAAAAAGGACUUGAGAGUUCAUGCUUGUCUUUAUUUCAUUCGACCAACUGGUCAUUCGUUAAAACCCUUGGAUAUCGAGAUUAUGAAACGAUUAUCUACAAGAGUUAAUCUCAUACCUGUUAUUGCCAAAGCAGAUACCUUGUCGCCAACUGAAUUGGAUAUUUUUAAAACCAGAAUAAGGCAAAUCAUCGAGGCACAGGAUAUCAGUAUCUAUACUCCUCCUUUGGAAUUGGAUGAUCCAGCAAGUGCCGAGCAUGCUAAACAGUUGAUUGAAUCAAUGCCAUUUGCUGUUAUUGGGUCUGAAGAAGAAGUUGAGAUUGCUCCAGGCCAAUUUGUUAGAGGCAGAAAGUAUCCAUGGGGAAUAGUUGAAGUUGAAAAUGACCAACAUUGUGAUUUCAAAAAGUUGAGAAGCUUACUAUUGAGGACCAACAUGUUGGAUUUGGUUUUAUCAACAAAUGAAAUACAUUUUGAAACUUUUAGAUCACUCAAGUUGGGCGGCACCGAUACCGAAAAUGGAUAUGUUAAUGGAAGAGGUGACACAGAAAACGGCACCUCAGGUUCCAACGAAGAACUAACCAAUGAAAAGGGGGAAAUCAUUAAAAAACCUUCCUCUAGUGGCAAAAAACCAAGAAGAUUUCACAAUCCUAAAUUCAAAGAAGAAGAAGAUGCUUUGAAGAAAUUCUUUACAGAACAAGUAAAAGCUGAAGAACAAAGAUUCAGGCAAUGGGAAACAAAUAUAAUAAAUGAAAGAAACAGAUUAAAUCAAGAUUUGGAAGAAAUGCGAUCCAAGUUGAAAACCUUGGAGGACCAAGUUAAGAAGUUACAGAUUUCAAAGCGUUGA